Messenger RNA from Grus americana (Whooping crane), 7672 nucleotides. It is a transcript of the gene MAML3, whose product is annotated as mastermind like transcriptional coactivator 3. Gene Ontology annotation, biological process: positive regulation of transcription of Notch receptor target; Notch signaling pathway. Gene Ontology annotation, cellular component: nucleoplasm; nuclear speck. The transcript is spliced from 5 exons. Gene Ontology annotation, molecular function: transcription coactivator activity. The record is from RefSeq and is a predicted model, not a curated record. NCBI's taxonomy places the organism in Eukaryota, Metazoa, Chordata, Aves, Gruiformes, Gruidae. Bases 1332 to 4589 code for a protein of 1085 amino acids.
AGCGCGCAGCAGCCGCCCGGCCCGGCCCGGCGCCGCGGCCGCCCCGUCUACCGGCCGGGUAAGGCAGCCGCCUGCCCCCCGCGCAGAGGGCGGCGCGGCACAGAGAGCCCCAGCACGCAGCGGGAGGCCGCGGGGCGCCCCGGGGGCGGCAGGUGGCGGCCCCCGCUCCGCACCGCUGUGCCCACCGCCGCCGCCCCGCGCCUGCGGGAACCCCGCGCCGCUGCCGGGCGUGAGCGCAGCGGCGGGCGCCGCGGGGGGAAACGCCAUGUCCGCUCCUGCUGGGCGACGUCCGUGCCGGGUUUUGCACCUUGUCCCCGGGUCUGCCUCACGGCCUGGAGGAGCUGCUGCUGCUGCGGUGUUUACUGAGCGCUCCUGUCCUGAUAUCACUCCGCUGGCAUGGAGGAGGAGGAGGUGGAGGAGGAGAGCAUUUGAUCAUUGUGAUGGUGGCAGGAGGAGCAGCAGCAAGCAAAGCAGAGCAAAGCGUUAGGCUGUAUCAGCUCGGCGUUUUGCAGAGACUUCAGAGCUCUACUUUUUUUUUUCUUUUCUUUUUUUUUUUCCUCUCCAGCUCGGCCCGGAUUGUUCAUGUGUUUACUUCCCCCAGCCCGAGGAUUUGCUAUUUAGGUUCCUGUUGAAAUGCAACUGAGCAGCCAAAGUACUUUGCGAACUCGGUGCGGCAUAAACACCAAAACUUUUUUCUAGAAGGAAAAUACAAUAAGAAAGCGGCUUUGCCUGUCUUUUGAUGCCGGGGAGUGCGAGUGAGUGUGCCGUGUGUGCCCGGCGGGUGCUUGUGCUUGGAUGUGUGUGUGCGAACGUGCGUGUGAACGGGUGUGUAUGUAUAUGUGUGUGCAUGUGGAGGGGCGCGCGUGUUUCUCUUUAUACAUGGGGAGAGAAGGCUUUUGGCAAAAUCUCCGGAAAUCUCGUGGCAUCUAUUUUGAAAUAAUGGAUUAUAAAAAAGAAAGAGGAGGAAAGGAACUGGUCUGAUAUCUCCUGGAGUUUGCUACCCGAAUUGCUGCUGCUUAGUUUGUUGUGCUUUUUUUUUUUUUUGGUGUUUGUUGGUUGUGUUGCUGGUGAUAACCUUUUAGCACCUUCUCUCUUUAUUUCCCUCCCCCCACCCUCUCUUUUUAAUGUUUUGGAGCUUCUCGAGAGGGAUUGGCUGGGGGGAAAGAGAAACAUUUGCUUGGGAUCGCUGUUUCCCUGAUACAUGGUGGUGCCCCCUCCCCCCCCACCCCCCCGUUCUCUAAAAAGUAUCCCAUCAGGACCCCGGAGGAGACUGUGUGUGUGUGAAGGGUAGGAUAAAAAGUUCUUCCAAAAUAGUGUGCACGGGGAACAGGAUGGGGGAUUUUGCAGCCCCCGCUGCCGCCGCGAAUGGCAGCAGUAUCUGCAUCAACAAUAACCUGAACAGCAGCCUCAGCGGGGCCGGCGGUGCCGGUAUCGGGGUUAACAGCACUCCCCACGGUCCUGCCGCGGCUCCCGGUAACAAUAACGCUAAUAGCGGCGGCGGCAUUCCCAAGCACAGCACGGUGGUGGAGCGGCUGAGGCAGCGCAUCGAGGGCUGCCGGCGGCACCAUGUCAACUGCGAGAGCAGGUACCAGCAAGCCCAGGCAGAGCAGCUGGAGCUGGAGCGCAGGGACACGGUGAGCCUCUACCAACGGACCCUGGAGCAGAGGGCCAAGAAAACGGGCACCGCCGGCGGCGGCACCAAGCAGCAGCAUCAGAGCAAACAGCAGCAAGAUGCCGAGCCUGCCACGGCGGAGCAGAGGAACCACACUCUGAUCAUGCUUCAAGAGACGGUCAAAAGGAAGUUGGAAGGUGCACGUUCGCCUCUCAAUGGAGAACAACAGAAUGGAGUUUGUGAUGGGAGCUUUUCUCCGACCAGCAAGAGGUUACGGAAGGAUGUACCAGGCAUUGAGGCAAUCAACAGCUUGCCCAAUAAUUUGCCUUUGCCUGCUGUUUCUCCUCUUCACCAGCUCGACAUGAAAGCUCCCCUGCCCCUGCAGAACAGUGGAACUCACAGUAGUGGUCUAGAAGACUUGGGUAAAAAUGGUGGGCUUUCCGAGAUAAAGCUCCCUGUUAACGGUUGCAACGACCUAGACGAUAGUUUUAACAUCCUGCAGAACAAGGAGCUAAAGCAAGAGCCUUUGGAUGACCCUAGCUGCAUAGACACUUCUGAAACAUCUCUUUCAAAUCAGAACAAACUCUUCUCAGACAUUAACCUGAACGAUCAAGAGUGGCAGGAGCUAAUAGAUGAACUAGCGAACACCGUUCCAGAAGACGAUAUACAAGAUUUGUUCAACGAAGACUUUGAAGAGAAGAAGGAGCCAGAAUUUCCCCGGCCUGCCACAGAGACUCAAGAGAGUGCAAGCGUGAAAAGCGAUCCAUCUCAUUCUCCAUUUGCUCAUGUCCCGUUAGGCUCUCCCCAGGUGAGGCCUUCUUCUUCUGGUCCUCCAUUUUCAAACGUCUCCACAGCCUCUAGCAUAGCUUCUGUGUCCAGCGCCCCGCCAGCCCCAGUCGCUGCUGGCUCACCCGCAAACUGUGUUGUUCAGUCACCUCAAACUCCCAGCCAGGCCCACACUCCAGGCCAGACACAGACACGGUCUGGAAAUGGCUAUCUUAUGAAUCCAGCAGCAGCAACUGUGGCAGGAUCAGGGCCUGGGCCUGUGAACAUGCCAAGUGCUGACUUGUCUCCAGCUGAACAGCUCAAGCAAAUGGCAGCCCAGCAGCAGCAAAGAGCUAAGCUCAUGCAGCAGAAGCAGCAACAGCAUCCAAAUCAAGCCUCAAGCUGGUCACCUGUAGGCCCUCCAUCUAGUCCAUAUGGAGGACCCUUCAGUGCAGACAAACCAAAUAGUCCAAUGAUGUAUCCCCAAGCCUUUAACAACCAAAACCCAAUAGUGCCUCCUAUGGCAAACAAUCCACAGAAGACCACAAUUAAUAACUACCUCCCUCAAAAUCACAUGAACAUGAUCAGUCAGCAGCCAAAUAACCUGGGCACAAACUCCUUAAGCAAACAGCCUAAUAUGCUUUCUUACGGCAACACCAAACCUCUGACCCACUUCAACGCUGAGCUGAGUCAGAGGAUGACCCCACCAAUGGCAAACCCCAGCAAGAACCCCAUGAUGCCGUACAUCCAGCAGCAGCAGUCCCAGCAGCCGCAGAUGCAAGCUCAGAUGGUGCACCUGAGCGAGGAACAGAAACGCAUGCUCAUCAUGAAGCAGAAAGGAAUGAUGAAUCAGCCCAUGGCAUAUGCAACGCUUCCUUCCCUUGGUCAGGAGCAGCAUCAAGUGGGAUUGUCUCGGACCACAGGGCCUAUGCAGCCUUCUGUCCCACCAGGCUCCAGCAGUGUGGUCACAGGCACGAGCUCUGGGGGUCCCUUCCUGGGAAACCAACCUCAAGCGGCCAUCAUGAAGCAGAUGCUGAUUGAGCAGAGAGCCCAGCUCCAUGUGAUAGAGCAGCAGAAACAGCAAUUUCUAAGAGAGCAAAGGCAGCAGCAGCAGCAGAUCCUAGCGGAGCAGCAGUUGCAGCAGCAGUCACAUUUGCCUCGGCAGCAUCUGCAGCAACAGCGGAGCCCGUAUCCGGUGCAACAGGUCAAUCAGUUCCAAGGUUCUCCCCAGGAUAUAGCAGCUGUGAGAAACCAAGCAGCACUCCAGAGCAUGAGGACAUCCCGAAUGAUGGCCCAGAAUGCUAGCAUGAUGGCCAUGGGUCCCUCCCAGAACACGAGCACACUGCCCACGACCGCAGGCCAGUCAGACAUGGGCAUGGCUCCUUACAGCAACGCCUCUUCCAGCCAGCCGGGAAUGUACAGUAUGAGCACAGGCAUGAGCCAAAUGUUGCAGCACCCAAACCAAAGUGGCAUGAACAUGGCACAUAACGCAGGCCAGGGAACGAGGCAGCCUGCCUCUGGACAAGCGGUGGGAAUGGUCGGCAGUUUUGGUCAGAACAUGCUGGUAAGCUCUGCCCUUCCCCAGCAUCAGCAGCAGAUGAAAGGACCUGUGGGCCAGGUCUUACCCAGGCCACAAGCACCACGACUUCAAAACCUGAUGGGGACUGUCCCUCAGGGAACACAAAACUGGCAGCAGCGAGGCUUACAAGGUGUACCUGGAAGGACUAGCAGUGAAAUGGGACCCUUCAAUAAUGGCACAACAUACCCAAUGCAGUCUGGGCAGCCACGGCUGUCCAAGCAACAUUUCCCACAGGGGCUUAAUCAGACAGUUGUGGACACGAGCGGAACAGUAAGAGCCCUGAACCCAGCGAUGGGAAGACAGUUGCUGCAACCACUACCCGGGCAACAAGGAGCCGGCCAGGCCAGGUCGAUGGUGAUGCCUGCAAUAAGCCAAGGGGUCCCCACGAUGUCUGGCUUUAGUCAGCCUCCAACGCAGCAAAUGCCAAGUGGUAACUUUGCUCAGAGCAGCCAAGGCCAGGCCUAUGAGAGGAAUCCCACUCAGGACGUAUCUUACAACUACAGUAAUGAAGGAGCCGGGGGGUCAUUCUCCAGUUUAGCAGAGGGUGCAGACCUCGUGGACUCCAUCAUUAAGAGCGGACCAGGGGAUGAGUGGAUACAAGAACUUGAUGAGUUGUUUGGAAACCCCCAGUGAACGGGCUUGUAUAGGCUGGAGCUUUGGUUGUUACGUUUGAAAAAAAGAAAAGAGAGGGUUGGAUGUUCUCCCCAUCCUUGGAUUGUUGUUUUUUUGUUUGAAUUGCUUUGGUUUGGGGUUAUUUUGUUUUCUUUUGUUUUUAAUCGUGCAAACUGAGCUGACCUGUAGCCAACUUUGGAAGAUUCAGGGGACGAUGAAAUCAUCGGCAUCCCAAGACUUCCACCAAACAAUCUCCAUCGCGUGGCAGCACCCGCUCUGUGUGUGUGUGGGGCAGGAUGGGGAAACUGGAAAAGCCAGGUGAUGCCUCUGGUUGGGAAAAUGUGGUCUUUCCCUGCUGAAAGGAGGCUUCAUUGCACAGUGGUAUGGGGUGGUCCUGAUAUCUCCCACCUCAUGUAACUAUAAACACUGCAACUUUCAGGGGAGCAGGAGCGAAGCCUAAAGACGUCUGUGGGUGAUUGCACAGGCCCUGGUCAGAAAUGGGCUUAACCCUGGGGGUAAGCGGGUCUCAGUGAGCCAUCGCCAGGCCUGCAGGGCUGGCUCUGGGCUCUCACAAGGGAACAGUCACAGGGAGGUCACCAUUUUCAUUGCAGAGUGAUAAAAAUCCAAUAAAAGUGUAGGACACCAUAAAUUUGGCAGUGCAGUGAGGACAGUUUGAUUAUGGGGCUGCUGCUGGAGUCGGCUUAGGUGGGUGGGUUAACUUAAUGAGCUAUUUAGUCCACUUGGGACUUGCAGUAGUGCUUCCCCAUCAGAGCACUUCGGGUGUAUCUGCUGCCCCGGGUGCACAACAGCAGCUACUAAUGGUGUUGAAGGGCUGCGAGGUACCAAGAAACAUCAGCAGAGGUCCUAAGUGGGUCCUUCUCUCUCCUUCCUCCCCAGUAUGUUUUCAGCUCACUUCCUUCCCCUCCUCUCCUUCAGUGUAAAGCAAGGUGAGCUGGCUGCACUUUUUAUCAGGUGAGCAACAACUGCCACAAAGGGGCAGGCAGGGGAGGAGAAAACAGGUGGGAGAAAGCAUACAGGGACAGUUUCUCCUCUCCUCUUGAAAAGCGCAAGGUUGGCAGAUAGUAUUACCCUGGAGUGUCUGGGCUCUCAAUGUGAUGUUAUAUGCAACCUGAUCUUCAGUUUUAAACAGAUGUUUGGUCUAAUCUCUCUGGUUUGCUGCAAUGAAAUUCACUGCAGUAUUUGAAGAACAGGAACCAAUGAAGGACUAAAGAUCAUUCAUGAAUGGGUAAAAUAAUUGAUGUAGUUAUUACAAACAUGGGGUCUGCCUAAAUUAGCUUUUAGGUAAAAGCAAUGUAUCACAAUCUCUACUGCGUGGAGCAGCCCUGAGCUGCACUGUAAUGAAGUUGUGAUAUGUCUGCACAAUACUGAGAUGCCAUUCUGAAUGUCUAAAGCAGCGGUUCCCAAGCUGCAGUCUGAAGCUGAGGUAAGCUGCCCUCCAAAACCUCUCACUUUUUCAGUGUUUUCAGCUGAGAGCUGCUUAUCAGGGUAUAUAGUGGUGCAUAAAAGAUGUUAACGAGAUCCACAGUCCAGAAUGUUUGGGAGCUUCUGGCCUACUGCUGGCCUCUGUGAGCCAUAAGACGUGCUCUGUAGCAAAAGUGUCUCUAGCGUACAACUACCAGUACCAACUAUCUAGCUACCGAUUACCUCGUCGUGCGCUGCUCUCCGUGGGCCUGGUGAUGCGAGGUGCUCAGCCGCUGAAAUCCAUGGGAGCUGAGGGGCUCGGCACCUUGCAGUUCUAAGUCCUCCCUUUCCCUGCGGAGCACAGAUAUGCAUCAUAUUAAGGAGUGGGAGCAAAAUGAUGCCGGAACCAUCUCAGUGCCCUGUUACGGUUCCCUUGCAGGGCGUACCUAGACAAGGGGAAGUAUCUGUUUUAAAUGCUAUAAUGUAGGCAGGACAAGCUGCAUUUUUAACAUGGACUAGCUGGUCAAGGUGAGCUAUCAAUUCAGCUUGCACCAGCUGCUAAAUUUUUUAAAAAAUGCUUUAGUUGCAUCUCUUUUAGCUAACCCCUUUUUAAAAUACAGUGCAAGGACCAAUUCUAGUUCCUGCUGAAGACGAUAGGGGUUUGCCCAUCCGCUAUUUCAGCAGGAGCCAGGUUGGGCCCUCAUUCAGUGAAAGAGAGCACCAGCCAAAGCUCUCGGUCCAUCUUGCGGGUAAGUGGCUCUUGGUCGGACUAGCCUGAACAGAAGGGGUAGGCAAGCAACAAGAAAUGGUACCCUGAAGGGAUGAGGGUGUCGUGCAUACGUGUGUGUCUGCGUGAACGUGUGGGUGAGGGAGCGACGAGCUGGUGUAGCACAUAUGCGUCCUGCCUGGUAUGACAGAGACGCACCGGGACGAGGAGGUGGCGAGCCCGCUGUGCAGGCACGGCACCGGGGAGGGCACAGCAUCCCUUUCUCGGGUGCACGUGACUGGGGCUCACCUGCCAGCACAGCACCGGGAAACGAGGGGUUAAAAAUGCACAACCACCACGUGGCGGCCAAGUGCAAAUCCGUGUGCGUGAGGGAGAUAUGGGCUUUGGUGAACAAAUGGUGGUGAAGACUGAGUCUCUGUUGUCUUUGUAAAGCUUCCUCCAAAUACUCCGUACUGGGACCAAGUACUAGAGAGGUAGAUUUUAAUAGAUUUGGGGUUGGUUUUUUUUUUCCUUUCUUACUAUGGUGCUGAUGUAUAUGUAAUGUUAAAAAAAAAAAGUUAUUUGUAAAUAUGUUUUUACAAUUCUACAGAUAUCACUGGGUCUACUAUCUGUAAAAUAUAUACAUAUAAAUAUAUAUAUAUACUGUUUGUUUAAAAUAGAGUAUUUUUAUUUCAUUCCUUAACUCAUCCUUACUGCAGUGGUAUUGCACUUCAGAUGACGUCUAUUUACUAAUUUGUACUGUAUCCCUGACAGCAACUUGCUCCAUUUUAUUCAGAUUUUUCUAGUUUUCUGUUUUUACUUUGUACAUUAAGCAUUGCUUAUUUCCUUUUAAGACCUGUACAGAGCUCUGAAAAUGUAGAAAAAGACCUGAUGUUAACAUGCCACUUUUAAAGAAAAACAAAACAAAACAGCAAAAAAAACCCCAAAUAAAAGAUGGUUAUCUGAGUCAUAUACA